AGAACAACAAAAGGAAGCGAAUUACCUUUUAAUGGUGAAAAUGUGACGCCACUUGACUAGGCGUCCAUCGAGUUUCAAAAUUGCAUCUUCCUCAAACACAAAAGAAUGGUACACAUCGAAAUUAGGGCCUUAUUUCGACAAAAGCACCAAAGAACAAAUACUCUAUUUGACGAAAGUGCCCACACGCGCCUAUGGCGUACAGCAGUGGCUGCCGCUUUUGUUCGUUGGAGUUCCUGAAUUAAUACCAUCACAAUGAAAUAACUAGGACAUUGUGUUGUUUUUAAACCAUUUACCCCACAUUUCUCAUGAUCAGAUUGGGUUUUAUAGGAUUAAUACAUCGAUCUGCAAUCGUCCCAUUUACCGAGGUGGAGUAAGAUAUUUUGCAGCACCCAAAGCUUCAGGAGCCCUGAGUAAUGUAAGCUUGAACAGCUCCUGUCCCAGCAGUGGCCAUCUGCACAAUGGGGCUGGACUUUGACGUGAAGACUUUCUGCCACAACCUCCGGGCCACCAAGCCCCCUUACGAGUGCCCCGUGAAGACCUGUCGCAAGGUCUACAAGAGCUACAGCGGCAUCGAGUACCACCUCUACCACUACGACCAUGACAACCCCACGCCUGCGCAGGCCAUGCCCCAGAAGAAGAGAAAGGGGCGCCCCCCUCGAAUGUCCCUGAUUGGGGACGGAGAGGGAGGGGUGGGAAAGGGAGGUGGGCUGGGCGGGCAGGGAGCGAACACCCCGGGGAGUCCUAACCGGUCUGAGCGCUCCCACUCCCCAGGCAGGGAGACGAUGACCUAUGCCCAGGCCCAGCGCAUGGUGGAGCUGGAGAUCCAUGGACGCAUCCACCGCAUCAGCAUCUUUGAGAACAUUGACGUGGUGUCGGAGGACGACAGCGGGGCCGAAGACCCUCCAUCCUCGGGUGGAGGGGGAUGUGGGGGAGGGGUGUGUAAUGGGGGAGAAAGCGGGGGAGGAGGGAGUGAGACGGGUGGCAAUGGCAAGGACAGGCAUGACACCCCGGCUGCUAACGCAGGGAAGGCCACAUCUAAGUCUGGGAAGCACAAGAGUAAAGAGAAGAAGAAGGAGGUAUCAUCGCACCACCACAGUUCUUCCUGUGGCCCGGCAGUCAAACUGCCUGAGGUGGUUUACAGAGAGCUGGACCAAGAGAGGCCUGACGCACCCACAAGACAUUCAUCCUACUACAGGUACAUAGAUAAGUCGGUAGAGGAGCUGGAUGAGGAGGUGGAGUAUGACAUUGAUGAAGAGGACUACAUCUGGCUGGACAUCAUGAAUGACAAGCGGCGUAGUGACGGGGUGACGCCCAUCCCCCAGGAGGUGUUUGAGUACCUCAUGGACCGGCUGGAGAAGGAGUCCUACUUCGAGAGCCACAACAAGAUGGACCCCAGCGCCCUGAUCGACGAAGACGCCGUCUGCUGCAUCUGUAACGACGGCGAGUGUCAGAAUAGCAACGUGAUCCUGUUCUGUGACAUGUGUAACCUGGCCGUACACCAGGAGUGUUACGGAGUGCCCUACAUCCCUGAGGGCCAGUGGCUGUGUCGCCGCUGCCUCCAGUCCCCUAGCCGGGCCGUCGACUGUGCCCUGUGCCCCAACAAGGGCGGAGCUUUCAAACAGACGGAUGACGCACGCUGGGCCCAUGUGGUGUGUGCCCUCUGGAUCCCUGAGGUGUGUUUUGCCAACACUGUCUUCCUGGAGCCCAUCGACAGCAUCGAGCACAUCCCCCCGGCGCGCUGGAAGCUCACUUGCUACAUCUGCAAGCAGCGCGGCUCAGGCGCCUGCAUCCAGUGCCACAAGGCCAACUGCUACACAGCCUUCCACGUCACCUGUGCCCAGCAGGCCGGCCUCUACAUGAAGAUGGAGCCUGUCAGGGAGACCGGUGCCAACGGCACCUCCUUCAGCGUCCGCAAGACCGCCUACUGCGACAUCCACACCCCGCCCGGCUCUGCACGCCCCAUCGGAGGGGUGGGAGGGGCUAGCAUGGUCUCCUCCCACAGCGAGGGCGAGCUGGAGGAGGACGAUGAGCCCAGUAUAGGUCACGAUGACGACUCCAAGGGCUGGAGCUCAGAGCGGGCCAAGAGGGCCAAGGCUAAGUCCAGACUGAAGAUGAAGAGAGCCAGGAAGAUACUGGCUGAGAAGAGGAAUGCCGCGCCUGUGGUAUCUGUGCCCUGUAUACCCCCACACAGGCUCAGUAAGAUCACCAGUAACCUGACGGUUCCCAGGAAAAGCCAGUUCAUGCAGCGGCUGCAUAGCUACUGGACCCUGAAGAGGCAGAGCCGAAAUGGAGUCCCUCUGCUGCGCCGGCUCCAGACCCACCUGCAGUCGCAGCGCAACACAGAGCAGCCACAGCCACAGCCACAGGCGCCAGAGUCACCGGUUACCGCGGUAACCACCACACAGGCUCUGUCUGGUGGUGUUAUCUCAGCGAGGGACAGUGAGGAGAAUGACUUGGCUCUGAAGGAGCAGCUGAAGGCAUGGCAGAGACUGAGACAUGACCUGGAGAGAGCCAGACUGCUGGUGGAGCUCAUCCGCAAGAGAGAGAAACUCAAGAGGGAGACGAUCAAGGUGCAGCAGAUGGCUCUAGAGAUGCAGCUGACUCCCUUCCUGGUCCUACUGAGGAACACCCUGGAGCAACUUCAGGACAGAGACACCAGCAACUUCUUCACUGAGCCUGUCCCUCUGGCUGAGGUGCCAGACUACCUGGACCACAUCGAGAGGCCUAUGGACUUCCAGACCAUGUGGAAUCUACUUGAGUCUCACUGCUACCUCAGUUUCGAGGCUUUCGAGGCAGACUUUGGCCUCAUUGUCAACAAUUGUCUCAAAUACAACGCCAAGGACACAGUGUUCUACCGCGCCGCUCUGCGCCUCCGGGAGAUGGGCGGGGCCGUGAUCAGGACCGCCCGCAGACAGGCUGAGCGAAUCGGCUUGGACUAUGACACAGGCAUGCACCUCCCCCGAGAGCCCAGCCCGGACAGCCAGCGUGACAGAGAGCGUGACAGAGAGCGUGACAGAGAGCGAGACCGGGAGAGGGAGCGGGAGAGAGAACGAGAGAGGGACCGAGAACGAGAGAGGGACCGAGAACGAGAGAGGGACCGAGACGGAGACCGGCCGCUGUCUUCCAAUGAGGAGGACCUGCUCUUACCAGAGAACCGGCGGCGGCUGCCAUUGGAGGAGCAGCUGUGUUUUCUGCAGGCGCGCUUUGAUGAGGUCAGCUCAGGGAAGCACAGCAUCGGUCGGUCGCGGCGGGCCAAAGCCCUGAGGAAAGAGAUGACGGUCAUCAAGAGGAAACUGGCCCACCAGAGAGAGGGGGGUUCGGGCACGGGGGGCAGGGACUCAGGGGGCGGAGGGGACAGGGGACCAUCCCUCCCUCAUCACCCCUCCUCCACGGGACGCCAUGACGAGGGGGAGGAGAGCAGCAGUCAGGAGAUCAGUGGCAAGGAUCUAAGUGCAUCGUCCUCGGCUCUAGCUCCAGAGGUGGGACGUCGUACCUCUGUCCUCUUCUCCAAGAAGAACCCCAAAACGGCCGGACCCCCCAAGAGGCCGGGCCGCCCCCCUAAGAACAGAGAUGCGGGGGUAAGCCCUAGUCCGAUAGGUCCCCCCCAACUGCCCCUCCUGUCCCCCCCUCGGCAGAGGAAGAGACCCCGCAGCCCUCACAGCAGCUCCAGCUCGGAGAGUGACAGUGACGACCUCCUUCCGAGUCUGCCCACUAACGGUUUUGUUGGGGGCAACCAGCCGGUGACAGAGAGUUUUCGGGUGUACAGGAACGAGAGGAGCCUCCCUCGGUCCAGCUCGGACUCUGAAUCCACCACGAGUAGCAGCAGCAGCGCUGCCUCUGACAGAACCAGUACCACUCCGUCUAAGCAGGGCCGGGGGAAGCAGUCGUUCUCUCGUUCCGCCUUCCAGGAGGACAGCAGUGAGGAGACAUCAGGGACAGAGAAUGACUCCUACUCUGUGGGAGGGUCACGCAGUGUCUCACACUUAGGGUGGGGCCGGGGCCGAUCAGGUUGUAGGAUGCCAUCAGAUGACUACUCUUCCCUUGAUGCUCUGGACCUGGUGUGGGCCAAGUGUAGAGGCUACCCUUCAUACCCUGCUCUGAUCAUAGAUCCUAAGAUGCCCAGGGAGGGGGUAUUCCACCGAGGGGUCCCCAUCCCCGUGCCCCCCCUGGAAGUCCUGAAGCUGGGGGAACAGAUGACCCAGGAGGCCCGGGAACACCUCUUCCUGGUUCUCUUCUUCGACAACAAGAGAACCUGGCAGUGGCUGCCGCGCUCUAAGCUGGUUCCUCUGGGGGUGGACCAGGAGCUGGACAAGGAGAAGAUGCUUGAGGGAAGGAAGUCAAACAUCCGCAAGUCAGUGCAGGUGGCCUACCACCGUGCCAUGCAGCACCGCAACAAGGUCCAGGGAGACCCCAGCAGUGACACCAGCGACAGCGACUGAGCACACACACACACACACACACACACGUCUUUGUUGGCCUCCUGUUGUAUUGAUAGGGUAUUAUUUUCAGGUCUGUGUGUUGAUUGAUAUACCCUGUGGCCUUGGAGAGCCAUAACCUAGCACCCAGCACACAGGAGAAUCAGUGUGCCGGUAUAACCUAUUGGAAAGCACAUGCGACAUCCUUUUCUCUCUCUCAGACACACACACACACACGUACGUUGUUGACACACACAGUGGUAUUUAAUCUGAGAUGUAAAAUAUGUAUUUAAGAGAAUUGAAACAAUAAGGGUAUUAAGAGGAUGGAAGACAAUGCUAUGCCCAGAAUCAUGAUGGAAAAUUGUCCUUGUGUGUGGUUGAUAUGAGGGUUUACCAGCUCCUGAAAAAUAGGAUCUGCAAACUGAGGGUUGUAAUCACACAAAUAUGUGCAUACACACUUGUAUACAGUUAGGUCCAAAGUGAUUGACACCCUUGAUAAAGAUUAGCAAAAAAUACCGUAUCAAAUAAAUAAUACAAAUACUCUGCGAUAUUGUAUGCAAAAAAUAUUCAAAAAUAUAUUUUUUUAUACUAAUACAAUUCCUCAGAGAAAGAGAUUUUGAUGGUGGCGGUAAAAAGUAUUGGCGCCCCCAUUUUCAAUUCCUGACCUUGCGAGGAUAAUGGCAGUGAGCCUUUUUCUAAAAUGUUUUCUGAGAUUGGAGAACACAUUGGGAGAGAUCUUCGACCAUUUUUUAUUUUAUGUUCAAUUCACCAUUUCUUUGUGGAUUUUGAUGUGUGCUUGGGGUUAUUGUCUUGCUGGAAGAUUCGCUUGCGGCCAAGUUUCAGCCUCCGGAGGCAACCAGGUUUUUUGGCUAAAAUGUCCUAGUACUGGGUCAAUUUGACCGUAACAAGGGCCCCAGGACCAGUGGAAGCAAAAUAGCCCCAUACAGUCGAAGAUCCACCACCAUAUUUUACAGUAGGUAUGGGGUUCUUUUCUGCUCACGCGUCCUUAUUUCGAUGCCAAACCCACCACUGGUGUACGUGGCUAAAGACCUCUAUUUUACUCAUCUUUAUCAAGGGUGCCAAUCAUUUUGAGCCUGACUACAUUCAAACAGGGAAAUGCAUACACACUCACACAAAGCUCUUCUCAUACGAAAAUAUACACACACCCCAUUGUGUGCACUUAUGGUUUGACACUACCACUGGUCCAGCAACCCCUCUGCCGCCGCCCCCUCUUACCCUAUGUCCAAUCACGGCCCAAUGGAGCGCGGGGUCGGAUGGCAUGGUAAACAACUGAGCAAAUCAUUUCCCUCUGUUAUUUAUUCCGUCUCCCAAGGACCUCCAGUCUUCUCUCCACUAGUCUUAACUGACCGUCUUCACAACAUUGCAUUGUGCAGUCGUUUUCUCUACUCUUACUUUUUUUUUUUUUUUUGUCGUCUCUGUUUACAUCUCUUUUUGUUCUCGUCCGUUGUACAAUUCUGUCUGCUGGUGAAUAAUGAGGACUAAUGUAAAUGUGGAUAUGAUGAAACACGCCAGCCUCACUGUCUGUUCUAGUCUCAGGCCAAUGGCUUUAGAACUUUUAUAUAUACAGAUUACAUAAGAUAGAAGUUUAAUAAAAUAAUUGAGUUUUGUA
This is a messenger RNA of Salvelinus fontinalis (brook trout), 6045 nucleotides long. Its product is annotated as peregrin-like. Gene Ontology annotation, cellular component: MOZ/MORF histone acetyltransferase complex. The transcript has 16 exons. Bases 459 to 4439 code for a protein of 1326 amino acids. The record is from RefSeq and is a predicted model, not a curated record. Gene Ontology annotation, biological process: regulation of transcription by RNA polymerase II. NCBI's taxonomy places the organism in Eukaryota, Metazoa, Chordata, Actinopteri, Salmoniformes, Salmonidae. Gene Ontology annotation, molecular function: protein binding.